Capsella rubella is the source of this 1099-nucleotide messenger RNA. RefSeq lists its product as uncharacterized. The transcript has 2 exons. The coding region runs from base 117 to 944 and encodes 275 amino acids. Lineage: Eukaryota; Viridiplantae; Streptophyta; Magnoliopsida; Brassicales; Brassicaceae. The record is from RefSeq and is a predicted model, not a curated record.
AAGUGGAGUGAACUAAAAAAGCUCUCUCUCAGACAUUUUGGGGGAAAAGAAAAAAAAGAAAGGAGAGAAUCAGAAAAAACCCUAAUCGUUAAGCAAAAUCAAGAGCUUGGUCGACCAUGGGAUUACUGUCCAACCAAAUCCCCAGAGAUGAUCUGAAGCCAGGAGAUCACAUCUACUCAUGGCGUACCGCUUACAUCUACUCUCAUCACGGAAUCUAUGUAGGUGAUGAGAGGGUGAUACAUUUCACUCGAGGUGGUGGUCUCGAAACCGGAACAGGGACUAUCCUGGACAAGUUCUUCACUAGCUCAGUUCCGAAUCAUGGAGGAGACAACAACCCGUGUCCUAAGUGUGGAGAUCUAUCCAACCUCGACGGUGUUAUCUCUUCUUGCCUUGAUUGCUUUCUCGCCGGGGGAAACCUUUAUCUCUUCGAAUACGGUGUCUCUCCAGCUUUCUUUCUCGCCAAACAACGAGGUACUUGCACUACAGCAAUUUCAGGUCCUUGCGAUGAAGUCAUUUCCCGUGCGGAGUUCCUCUUACUGCGAAAUGGGUUUGGUGCUUACCAUUUGUUUGAGAACAAUUGUGAAGAUUUUGCUACCUAUUGCAAAACUGGUUUGGUUGUCAUGUCAAAGAUCAAGCUGGGAAGUAGUGGUCAAGCCACUUCAGCUUCUGUAGCAGGCGAUGCUGUUUCUUGGGCAAUCGGCCUUUUCGGGAUGGUGAAGACUGGUAGAGCAGCUUCGGUGGUUACUUCAACACUUGGAUAUGCAGUGACAGGUGUCGGUGGUGUGGUGUUGGUAGGGACCAUAGCGGGUGGUAAGUACUGUCUUGAUCGCUUACGUUCUGACAUCGGUAUCAGAUCCGACGCAACUAAAGUUCCUGUGGAAAGGCUUGUUUCCAUUAUUGAAGUCAUGGAAGGCAGAUCCGGGGAGAACAAGAAGUCGUGUUAGACUUAUCACUAUGGUUGUUUGAUGACUAAUAAGGGGGAUUAUGCCUCUGUUGCUUUGUCUGUAUUGUGAAAACUGUAAUUGUGUUUUAACUAUUUGUCAAGUGGAAGAUACAGUUUAAUAACAUUAUUUUUCCAAGAAUUGAUCUAUUUUCUAGA